CGCGUUCGUUGUUUGUACUUUGACAAUUUCAAAUUUGUGAAACAGUGGAACAUGGACGGUUAUUUUUGAUUUUUAAGUGACAAAGGUUAUAUUUAAUAUUUAAUUAUAAUGAAUAAUUCACAUUUUCAUGUGGAAGUGGUCCAAAAAAAAGAAAGCCGAGCUAGCAAAGAACGUGUUAAAGAACUCGUGCAUUCACAUUUACUUAACUUUGCGUGUUUGACCCCGGGUGCUUGUAUGAAUAAUUCUGAAUUUGACGAUAAUGAUGAAUUAAAGGAGCACAUCGCUUCUAUUAACUUCUGUGAUGUCAACCACGACACUGACGUGUCCAUAACAGAUGUAGAACUAGUAUAUCAUGUGUAUAAGCUGGACACCUUCGGUGCCGAAACCGACACGAUGACUGAUGCAUCUACCGGAGAGGAGUUUGCUGCAGCUGACGUGUGGGCGUUGCCUGCCCAGGAGUUCCAUGGCCUUUGGGAGAGUCUAGUCUAUGAUUCCAAAUUGAAAGAAGACACUGUACGAUUUGUAGAAACAGCCCUCGAGUUUGCGGACCGCGGUGUCGAUCCACACAUUAUCGGGUGUAACCGAGUUGUGUUGCUCCACGGGCCUCCCGGUACCGGCAAGACAAGUUUAUGCCGCGCGCUAGCACAGAAACUCGCUGUGCGCCUCGGCGAUCGUUUUCCACGCGCGCGGCUCAUCGAGAUCAAUGCUCACGGCCUCUUUUCCAAGUGGUUCGCAGAGAGCGGUAAGCUAGUAGCGCGGCUGUUCGAGCGAGUCACUGAGAUCGUUGCCGACCGGCGGUUGCUGGCGUGCGUGCUGGUCGACGAGGUAGAGUCCUUGGCGGCCGCGCGUCGCGCCGCACUAGCCGGUCUCGAGCCCACAGACUCUAUACGCGCGGUCAACGCGUUACUGACGCAGCUUGAUCGACUGCGGCGUCAACCGAACGCGCUCGUGCUGACCACUUCUAACGUGACCGGCGCCAUCGACGUGGCUUUCGUCGACCGCGCUGAUCUGAAGCGACACGUGGGAACGCCGUCAGCACGCGCUGCCUACGAGAUCCUACGCGGGUGCUGCACGGAGCUGAUGGUGCGCGGCUCGGUUACACCGCGGGAGCGUGUUUUCGCCAUAAACGUGCUGGAGGGCGCUCGGUUUGCGGAGAGUGAAGGUUCCCGCGCCAGUUUGCGAUUGUGGGCUGUGGCGCGCGAGGCGGCAACGGCCGGUGUGUCGGGGCGAGCGCUGCGUCGCCUGCCGCUGCUGGCGGUGGCCUUGCACGCGCCGCGCGGUCUCGCCUUGUCGCUAGAGCAGUUCGUGGAGGCUCUGCGAGCAGCAUUGCUGGCACAUCUCGCCGACGCGGCGGCACUGGCUGAAGACUGUGCACCAAUUGCUAACGGACACUAAAUGAUUCCAGUUCUAAUGUUGAUGUAUUCAGAAAUAUUUACUUGAUAUCUGUGAUAUAUUGGUACUUAUUUAUGUAGUGCCGUGUAUAAACUGGAAUAUAUUAAUCUAUUAGCAUAUAAGUAGAAGUGAAAUGUCGCCAUUAGAAGGUAUUCCAUAGUGUAAUAAAAAAAAUGUUGGCAAAUAUCUAUUGCCUUAUCUUUCUCAUAAGACUAGAGAAAUUUAGGUUGAAUUUGUGUAAUAAGAACUUACAUAUGCAAGCAAUUAUUGAACUAAUUAAAAUUAUAAGAUAAA
Messenger RNA from Manduca sexta (tobacco hornworm), 1686 nucleotides. It is a transcript of the gene pch2, whose product is annotated as pachytene checkpoint protein 2 homolog. Gene Ontology annotation, biological process: reciprocal meiotic recombination; meiotic recombination checkpoint signaling. The transcript has a single exon. The record is from RefSeq and is a predicted model, not a curated record. NCBI's taxonomy places the organism in Eukaryota, Metazoa, Arthropoda, Insecta, Lepidoptera, Sphingidae. The coding region runs from base 109 to 1395 and encodes 428 amino acids. Gene Ontology annotation, cellular component: chromosome; nucleus. Gene Ontology annotation, molecular function: ATP binding; ATP hydrolysis activity.